Molecule: messenger RNA, 5349 nt
Organism: Vombatus ursinus (common wombat)
Lineage: Eukaryota; Metazoa; Chordata; Mammalia; Diprotodontia; Vombatidae
Gene: SMURF2
Product: SMAD specific E3 ubiquitin protein ligase 2
Exons: 19
Coding region: 25-2271 (748 amino acids)
Biological process (GO): negative regulation of BMP signaling pathway; ubiquitin-dependent protein catabolic process
Molecular function (GO): protein binding; ubiquitin protein ligase activity
Source: RefSeq, a predicted model, not a curated record
GAGGCCGAGGCCGAGGCCGAGGCCAUGUCUAACCCCGGGGGCCGGAGGAACGGGCCCGUCAAGCUGCGCCUGACAGUACUCUGUGCAAAAAACUUGGUGAAAAAGGAUUUUUUCAGACUUCCUGAUCCAUUUGCUAAAGUGGUGGUUGAUGGAUCUGGACAAUGCCAUUCUACAGAUACUGUGAAGAAUACACUUGAUCCAAAAUGGAAUCAGCAUUAUGACCUGUAUAUUGGAAAGUCUGAUUCUGUAACAAUCAGUGUGUGGAAUCACAAGAAGAUCCAUAAAAAACAAGGUGCUGGAUUUCUUGGUUGUGUUCGACUUCUUUCCAAUGCUAUCAACCGCCUUAAAGACACUGGUUAUCAGCGGUUGGAUCUAUGCAAACUUGGGCCAAAUGACAAUGAAACAGUUAGAGGACAGAUAGUAGUAAGCCUCCAAUCCAGAGAUCGAAUAGGCACAGGAGGACAAGUUGUGGACUGCAGUCGUUUGUUUGAUAAUGAUUUGCCAGAUGGCUGGGAGGAACGGAGAACUGCUUCUGGAAGGAUACAGUACUUAAAUCAUAUUACACGAACUACUCAGUGGGAACGGCCAACUCGACCAGCAUGUGAAUAUUCCAGCCCUGGCAGGCCUCUUAGCUGCUUUGUGGAUGAGAACACUCCAAUCACUGGAACAAACAGUGCAGCGUGUGGACAGUCAUCAGACCCUCGACUGGCGGAGAGGAAAGUCAGGUCACAAAGACACAGAAACUACAUGAGCAGGACACAUUUACACACUCCUCCUGACCUGCCUGAAGGCUAUGAGCAGAGAACAACACAGCAAGGUCAAGUCUAUUUUCUACAUACUCAGACUGGAGUGAGCACGUGGCAUGAUCCAAGAGUACCCAGAGAUCUUAGCAACAUCAAUUGUGAGGAGCUUGGUCCACUGCCUCCUGGAUGGGAAAUCAGAAAUACAGCAACAGGCAGAGUUUAUUUUGUUGACCAUAACAACAGAACAACACAAUUUACAGAUCCUCGGCUAUCAGCUAAUUUGCAUUUAGUUUUAAACCGUCAGAACCAGUUGAAAGGCCAGCAGCAGCAGCAGGUGGUACCCUUGUACCCUGAUGAGGCAGAAGGUCUGACAGUUCCAAGGUAUAAGCGAGACCUGGUACAGAAGCUAAAAAUUUUACGACAGGAACUUUCUCAGCAGCAGCCUCAAGCUGGCCACUGUCGCAUUGAAGUCUCCAGAGAGGAAAUUUUUGAGGAAUCAUACAGACAAGUCAUGAAAAUGAGACCAAAAGAUCUGUGGAAACGAUUAAUGAUAAAAUUUCGUGGCGAAGAAGGCCUUGAUUAUGGAGGGGUUGCAAGGGAAUGGUUAUAUCUCUUGUCUCAUGAAAUGCUGAAUCCAUAUUAUGGCCUCUUCCAGUACUCGAGAGAUGACAUCUAUACAUUGCAAAUCAAUCCAGAUUCUGCAGUUAAUCCGGAACAUUUAUCAUAUUUCCACUUUGUUGGGCGGAUAAUGGGGAUGGCUGUAUUUCAUGGACAUUACAUUGAUGGUGGUUUCACAUUGCCUUUUUAUAAACAAUUGCUUGGAAAGUCAAUUAAUUUGGAUGACAUGGAGUUGGUUGAUCCAGAUCUUCACAACAGCUUAGUCUGGAUACUUGAGAAUGACAUUACAGGUGUCUUGGAUCAUACCUUUUGUGUUGAACACAAUGCUUAUGGUGAAAUUAUACAACAUGAACUUAAACCAAAUGGCAAAAGCAUCUCAGUUACAGAAGACAAUAAAAAAGAAUACGUCAGGCUUUAUGUAAAUUGGAGAUUUUUACGAGGAAUUGAAGCUCAGUUUCUGGCUCUGCAGAAGGGAUUUAAUGAAGUAAUACCGCAGCCUCUGCUGAAGACAUUUGAUGAAAAAGAACUAGAGCUCAUCAUCUGUGGGCUAGGGAAGAUUGAUGUUAGUGACUGGAAAGUAAACACGCGGUUGAAACACUGUACCCCAGACAGCAAUAUUGUGAAAUGGUUCUGGAAAGCUGUGGAAUAUUUUGAUGAAGAAAGGAGAGCACGAUUACUUCAGUUUGUGACAGGAUCUUCCAGAGUGCCUUUGCAGGGAUUUAAAGCUUUACAAGGUGCUGCAGGCCCAAGACUAUUUACAAUACACCAGAUUGAUGCUAGCACUAACAACCUGCCAAAAGCUCAUACUUGUUUCAAUCGAAUAGACAUUCCACCCUAUGAAAGCUAUGAGAAGCUUUAUGAGAAGCUGUUAACAGCCAUUGAAGAAACAUGUGGAUUUGCUGUGGAAUGACAAACUUUGCCAACUUCUUGGAACUCCAUUUAUAUAUGCUUGAUUGAUAGCACCCCCAAUCCCCCCAACCAAGAUUCAAGAAAUGCUUGAAGUACAGGAACACUUUUUCCUUUUUCUACUUUAGGACAUCAUAAGGGGGAAGGGUGGUUUUGGAAUUUCCUUUCUGAGAAAAAAAAAAUGGCCUUUCCCAUGGGGCCACUCCGCUGCUAUUUAAAAUUAUUAUCUUGAACCUACAGAAUGCUGACUUUUCCUAUGUUUUCAAAGUAUGGCAGUAUUCUACCCUUAAAGACUACUAUUAUUUUUAUAAAAGGUAAUCUAUUUUGUUUACCUAUCAGAACUUGCCUUUCUAAAACAUCAAGACACAAUUUCAGCAGGCGGUACAAGUAACAUUUCAGCUUCACUGAACACAUACCAAACAGCUACUAUACAUGCUCUUUUUAAAAAGAAAAAUAAAGUUAUUUUUGGAUUACUCUAAUUUUGGAUAAAUUUGGCUAAAAGAAUCAUUAACCUUUUAAGCAAGCCACUUACAUAUUUAAUUGCAUUUUCUUAUAGUAAAGCAUUAUAUUCUGCAUUAUAUAUUGAAUAUAAUUGUUCACUAGGUGGGUCUUUUUAAAUAUUUUUUCAAGCAUGAAUUUCCUGGAAAACAAUUAUACUAUUUUGGUUUUUAUUUAUAUCACUUGUCAGAUUUUUAAUGCAACUACUGUUUUAGUAAGUUUAUCAUUGGACACAAUACUUUGUGUUCAUGGUGUUCCUGUUUUUUAAAAAACUUUUUAAAAAGACUUUUAUAAUGAUUCACCGUUAUCAAGUAUUUUGGAUUUGCAUUUCAUCUUAAAUGAAAAUGCUGCAUUUUUUAACUCCUAAAAGCAUGUUGGUGGGAUAUGUUCAGUCUUAUUUUUAGAUAUACUGUUUUUAAGAACCAAAGUUCCUUAUGUCAAAGUACAUCUAGUUGUUACAUAUUAGUUGAUGUAUCAAGAAUUCUAUCAGGUAAACCAUAUUUAACCUUUGUUUAGCUGCUCAUGAUAUGGAGGUCUACCCAAUUAUGACAAAGGGAAAAUUAGUUCUAAAGGUAACUUUUAGUUCUACUUUUAUAUAACAUAGUAGGUAAGGUGUGUAUAUUGAAAGUGAGGUCAAGAAAGCUUAGGUUCCCCAAAAUGAAAAAGGUGAGUAAAUUUAUACAUAAAUGUAGAAACAUACAUGAAUUUAAAUAGGGGGAAAUGUACUAUAAAUUAAGAAGUUAAUUUUAAAAGCAAAUUGGUAAUUCUAUUGGCCAGUACUGGGUACUGAAAAAUUGGUAUAUAUUGUGAAGCAUAUAGACUUGGAUCUGUGCGGUGUUUGGCAUGCUUCUUGAGAACCCUGGUCAGCAGGAAGUAGUGGAAAUAUUGGUGUAAAGAAUUAGAAAAAUAUGAAGUCAUGGUUGGGUUUCUUCCUUUAGUCAUCAGAAAUAUCCACUCAUGCAUAUGAGAAAUUGUCAACAAUAACAAUUUUUGAUGAAUCAAAAUUAUGGUUUUUAAUUUUUUUUUUUUUGCAAAUGAACAGGCUAACUGUAUUGUAAUAUAGUGUCAAAAUUUUAUUCUGCCAAAUUUGACUGCUACUGCAAGCAGUCUAGUUAUAGUUACUCAUUUCUCAAAGAUAAGAUCACUGCAUGGCCUAAUAGUUAAUAUUUUGUGAAGCAGUAUUAAUGAGAUUUUAUUUUUCCACUGUUAAUGGACAUACUACAUUUGAACUUCUUGAGAUGUGCACAAACUGCAUUUCUUUGCUCUUGAUCAACUAAUAGUUUUAAGUUUCACAGUAUGCAUUUCAUUAGUGUAGGUCCAUUGAUCUUCUAUAUUAGGCACUAGGGUAGUUUUCGUUUGUACACAGUCUUCAGAAAAUUUUCCAAAACUAAGGAAUGGUUGUGGAAACCAGAACUGUCAGGGAUGCAGUACAGUAACAAUGAAACAUUUCUAGGAAUUACUUUAAUUUAUAAUAUGGAGCAGGAAUAUACCAACACUUUUGAGUGCCUUUUUGCCUUUAAUAAUAAGGACUUCUUGAAUAGAGCUUUAAGACAAAUCACCCUACAGUACUAGUCAAAGGAAUAUAUACAUACUUCUUUGUAAUUCACAGGAAUAUAUUGACCCAUCAGAUUUCAGUUUCAAAAUCAUGUCAGCUGGUUACUUUCAAAUAGGUGCUAAAAACAAAAAAAGAAAAAAAACUUCAUGUUUUAUUGAACUUUGGACCCCAUGAGUAAUGUGAAUAUUUAUAUCCAUGUGUCACUCUUAGCAAGUUUUCCUUUUAUCCAUUCUUUAUUUGCAUUAAGCUUCAGAAAUGUCAUUAUGUUUUCAUGCUUUUCAUUAUGAAGCAAUGAUUAUUUUGUAGCUCUCCUAUAGUAGAGACAAGUUUCAGAGGAUUUUAUUUCUUGAUGUAAAGAAUUUUGUAACAGUGCUGUGUACAGUGUAAAUUCAAAAACAAAAUUUUUUUGCACAUAGUUUCAGUUGCCCUAGAUUGAUUUAUUUUUACCAAAUGUUUUUGUUGUUGUUUACUACAGUCCAGAGCACACAAGGCUUCUGUUGAAAUCCCUUUUUUAUUUGUAAAUCAUUUUUGUUUUACAACACUAAAUCCAUUUUGAACAUCUGUUGUGUAUAAACUGACAUUAAAUGAAGAGAUUUUUGUUUCUUCAUCAAAAUGUGUGCCUCUUCCAUCAAUCAUGCUUACUUUAGCAGCUAUCUCUACUUUAAACUUUAAACUGCAUCAUAAAGCAAUCAGAUACCAUUUUUAAUAUUUUAAAUACUAUAUUAGGAUGAUGACUCUACCAAAUGCUAAGAGUUUUGUUUUGUCUCUAGGUGUAAUUAGUUUAACUGGUGUAAUAUUAUCCUCUCCUCUAAACUGACUUUUUAAAGGUUUAUCAUUUCCAUUGUAUUUAUUAAAGAGUGUUUUAGCAUUGAUAUUCUUUGUAUUUUCACCCAGCUGUUACAUGAGCUUAUCAAUAACAUCUGUAUAAAUGGUUUAAUUUUUUUUUUAAACUCUGUAUGUGCCCAUGCGGAACUUGAGUAAUAAAUUGUAUGCUGUUUGCACCAUCACAGCAUCAGUGGUUUAAGAGAA